Molecule: messenger RNA, 2116 nt
Organism: Daucus carota subsp. sativus
Lineage: Eukaryota; Viridiplantae; Streptophyta; Magnoliopsida; Apiales; Apiaceae
Product: probable folate-biopterin transporter 3
Exons: 5
Coding region: 261-1739 (492 amino acids)
Cellular component (GO): membrane
Source: RefSeq, a predicted model, not a curated record
GACUUGACUUGUCCUCCCCGCCAUUGUAUAUUCUAUACAGAUUUAGUAGAUUUUUAGACUCUUUUUUCUAAUUUCAUUACAUCUUAUUAUUGACCUGCCCAGUUUGUACCAAUCUACCUAGAUCAAAACAAUUUCACUUUCUUGACUAAAUUUCAGCAACCCAGAUUAGGAAAUCACACUUUCUCAACUGGGUUUCUGUUCUUUUUUAAGAAUAGUUAACUUCUUGAUCUAUACUCACAGAUAUACAUAUAUAUUGAGCAAUGGAAGAAGAAGAAGCACUGAAUCAUGGGCCACAAGUGCAAAAAGAGAAGAAACAAAAAGAGGGAAUUUUGGGGUUGAUAAUGGGGCCUGUUUAUUGGUUUAGAAUGCUUGGCAAGGAGUUGAAAUGGAGCUUUGUGUGUGGUGUGAUUAUUGUGUAUGGUAUUAAUCAGGGGGUUGCUAUUGGUUUGAAUAAGGUUAGCAUACAGUAUUAUAUGAAAGAUGUGCAGAAAUUACAGCCUUCUGAAGCUCAAGUCUAUCUUGGUUUAGUUCAAAUUCCUUGGAUAAUUAAGCCUGUUUGGGGUAUUUUGACUGAUGUGAUUCCCAUUGCUGGAUAUCGAAGGCGCCCCUAUUUCCUGUUUGCUGGUGUUAUUGGUGUUGCUGCCAUGCUUACAUUGGCAUUGCAUAAGAAUUUGACCCUUACAUUUGCCAUACUGUCUCUCAUGGCCGGUAGUGCUGGGGUAGCAAUAGCAGAUGUGACGAUUGAUGCAUGUGUGACAGAGAACAGUAUAAGCCAUCCUUCACUUGCUGGUGACAUGCAGAGCUUGUGUGGUGUUAGCUCCUCUACAGGUGCACUGGUUGGAUUUUUGAUCAGUGGCUUUCUUGUUCAUAUAGUUGGGCCGAAGGGUGUAUUUGGAAUCCUAGCAAUCCCUUGUGGACUGGUGGUUUUAGUUGGAAUGAUACUCCGUGAACCCCGUGUCCAUAGUGUUGGCUAUAGACGGGUGAACCAAAAAGUUAUGGAUGCUGGAAGGGCAAUGUGGACAGCCCUGAAAUCCCGACAUAUUUGGAGACCGUGUUUAUAUAUGUACAUAUCACUUGCAGUGAGCAUAAACAUUCAUGAAGGGAUGUUUUAUUGGUAUACAGAUGCCAAAGCAGGCCCGUCUUUUUCCCAGGAGGUUAUUGGAUCCGUAUUCUCUGUUGGUGCAGUUGGCUCCCUAGUGGGGGUUCUUCUUUAUCAGAAUAUUUUUAAAAGUCACCCUUUCCGUCAAGUACUGUUUUGGUCGCAAUUGCUAUAUUGUGCUUCAGGGCUGUUGGAGUUGAUAUUGGUUUUAAGAAUAAACUUGCGAUUUGGUGUACCAGAUUUCCUUUUUGUUGUAUUUGAUGAGUUCUUUCACAAAAUUAUUGGUCGUCUUAAGUGGAUGCCUAUUCUUGUCCUCAGUUCUAAGCUUUGUCCUUCAGGUAUAGAAGGCACUUUCUUUGCUCUGCUUAUGUCGAUUGAUCAUGUUGGGAUUCUCACAUCCUCUUGGGCUGGUGGCCUUCUUCUCCACAUUCUGAAUAUCACCCGGACACAAUUUGACAACCUGUGGCUGGCCAUUUUAAUCCGGAGCAUUCUUAGACUUCUUCCAAUCGGGCUUCUAUUUCUAAUACCCACAGGUGAUCCCAGUGAAAAUAUUCUUCCAAGCGAGAUGCUGACUCCCAAAAAGGCUGAUACCAUGAUUUCCGAGAACAUGGAAAUGGCCUCACUCAUUACCGGGACAUAGUUUUUGCAGCUUGUGGAUGAAAGUUCCGGGAAACUACACUCGCCAACCGCUUAGAAUUUAUCAAAUUCUGACCCGGGCUAUGCAGAUUUGUAGUAUAGUUUUUGCAUACUCUUAUACUUACAUCUACUCUAGCAACAGUGAAAUUACAUGUAUCAUGCCCAUCACAAAUGAGGAAGUGUAGCCUCUUAGAAAAGAUCUGCUGAGCUGGUCAUUCCUUUUUGCAAUUCAUGCCUAAGCUCAAAUUCUAUAAAUUUGUAAUGAUUUUAAAAUUCUGCUAUUCGCCUGUAGUGUUCAGUUUAAAGUAUAAAGAUCAGAAUAUCCUAUGUCAGUAAAUUACGAGUUCAAUUAUAUUAAAUAAUAUUUCAAAAUUUUGUAUU